AUGCCCUACGAAACUCUUGUCGGUGGCUCCUGCUACACGGUCGCGGAGGAGAACAAGCUCCUGGCCCGCAUCAACGAGCAGAGCCCUGCCAAAGUUGCCCGCAUCAGUGGCCACUGGCGCUACUUUGUCCACACCACCGGCGGUCCCGUGCCUGACGAGGUCAAGAAGCAGCUCCUCUACGCCACCGAUGCCUCCAAGGUGGCCCCCAAGGCCGACGAUGGCAAGACCGUGACCAUCUACAUCACGCCGCGCAACAUCUCGCCAUGGAGCUCUCAGGCCACCGCCAUUGCCCUCGUCUGCGGCCUGGGCGACCGCGUCCACCGCAUCGAGCGAGGGCGAUCCAUUGACAUUGUAUUCGUCGACAAUGUUUCCGGCGAACCCAAUCUGUCCUUCCGCGAUGUCAUCUACGACCGAAUGACCGAGAACUUCACCCUCGAGACCCCCGCUCUCGAGACCAUGUUCGUCGACGGCGACCGCAAGCCCCUCGAGAUCGUCGACAUCUACUCCGACCCCCGCGGUCCCCUCGUCGCCCUCCAGGAGUACAACAAGCAGAUGGGCCUCGGCCUCGACCAGCCCAAUAUGGAAUACCUGGUGGCCGAGUACAAGAACCUGGGCCGCCCUCCCAACGACAUUGAGCUGUUCAUGUGGGCUCAGGUGAACUCGGAGCACUGUAGACAUCAUGUCUUCAACGCCGCCUGGACCAUUGACGGCAAACGCAUGCCCCACAGCCUGUUUGAGAUGAUCAAGAACACGCACAAGAAGACCCCGGAGCACACGAUCUCUGCCUACAGCGACAAUGCUGCCGUCUUCGAGGGCGACCUCACCAACUUCUGGGCCCCCGACUACAAUACCGGUUCGUGGAAGCUGAACAAGGAGGUUCUGUACCCGCUCAUCAAGGCCGAGACACACAACCACCCCACUGCUAUCUCUCCUUUCCCUGGUGCCGCUACCGGCUCCGGCGGCGAGAUCAGAGACGAGGGCGCUGUAGGAAGGGGCUCCUCUCCCAAGGCGGCCCUCUGCGGUUUCUGGGUGUCUGACCUGCUGAUUCCCUCCAAGAAGAACCCGUGGGAGUCUGACAUUGGCAAGCCUGCGCAUUAUGCAAGCAGUCUCGACAUCAUGCUUGAGGCGCCCAUCGGUGCUGCGCGCUUCAACAACGAGUUUGGCCGCGCAGCCCUUGCUGGAAGCUUCAGGACCCUCCUGUCCACCACGUCAACCUCAGAUGAGGCAUCCGAGUACAGAGGCUACCAUAAGCCUGUCAUGAUUGCUGGUGGUAUCGGCUUCGUCAGGCCUCAGCACGCCUUGAAGGACUCUCAUCAUGUUGCAGACGGAGCUCACAUUAUCGUUCUGGGUGGACCGGCGAUGCUUAUUGGCCUUGGUGGCGGUGCUGCCUCAUCGGCCGCCGGCUCCGAAGCUACUGUGGAGCUCGAUUUCAACAGUGUGCAGCGUGGUAAUCCUGAGAUGGAGCGACGCGCACAGAUGGUCAUCAACACAUGUGUUGCCCUCGGCGACGAGAACCCUCUGGCUUUCAUCCACGAUGUGGGCGCCGGCGGUCUCUCUAAUGCUCUCCCCGAGCUGGUGAAGGAUGCUGGGUUCGGCGGCCAGUUCGAGCUGAGGAAGGUUGAGAGCGCUGACAAUAGCAUGAGCCCUCUUCAGAUCUGGUGCAAUGAGGUGAGCAAACCCUUUGACAUAUCAAGCAACACCGAGCAUUCAUUCAAAUUACUAACCGCCUAUUCUUUUCAGGCCCAAGAGAGAUAUGUUGUUCUGGUCAAUCAGAACAACCUCAGCCGGUUCACCAACAUCUGCCGGCGAGAAAGGUGCAACUUCUCCGAUGUGGGCACCGUCCUCGCCAUGGACCAGAAUGGCAAGGGUCGCUUGCUGUUGACAGACGCGGAACCCACGGUGCAGCCGCCAAUUCCACCAAUUGACCUACCUAUGGAUGUCCUGUUCCCUCCCGGAAGGACAAUGGAGCGAACAGUGGACAGGGUCAAGAAGAACCUCCAGCCGUUCGACGCCACAGCCAGCUUGAAGGAGACUCAUGGCGUUUCUGGCCUGAAGGAUUCAAUCACCAAGGCCACCGAACUCGUCUUCUCGCUUCCCUCAGUCGGAUCAAAGCUGUUCCUAAUCACCAUUGGCGAUCGUACCGUCGGUGGUCUCACCGUCCAGGACCAGCUGGUCGGCCCCUGGCAGACCCCUGUCGCGGAUGUGGCCGUGACUCUUACCUCUUUCAGCAUGGACGAGAAGACUCGCGGCGGAGAGGCCAUGGCCAUGGGCGAGAAGCCUACUCUGGCGCUUAUCUCGCCUGCUGCUUCCGCUCGCAUCGCUGUGGUCGAGAGUCUGAUGAACCUCGGCGCUGCCGAUAUCAAGGGCCAAGGCGAGCUCAAGCGCGUCAAGCUCUCUGCCAACUGGAUGGCUGCUGUCAACCACCCUGGCGAGGGAGCCGAGCUGUACGAUGCCGUCGAGGCCAUCGGAAUGGAGCUUUGCCCUGAGCUGGGCGUUGCCAUCCCUGUCGGCAAGGACUCCACGUCCAUGAAGGCGUCUUGGAAAGACAAGGAGCUCGACCAAGCCAAGAGCGUGACAGCACCUGUGACCGUUGUCAUCUCUGCUUUCGCUGUCGUCGAGGAUGUUCGCAGCACAUGGACCCCUCAGCUUCGUCGCGUUGAGGAUGUGGGCGAGUCCGUCUUGAUCUACGUUGAUCUUGCACAGGGCAAGAAGGCCAUGGGUGGUUCGGCUCUUGCGCAGUGCCUUGGCCAGCUCGGCGACGAGGCGCCCGAUGUCCGAGAUACCCAGCUCAUUCGAGAUUACUUUGAUGCCCUCUGGCAGCUACACCAGCAGGACAUCGUGUUAGCUUACCACGAUAGAUCAGAUGGUGGUCUGCUGACGACCGUCGCCGAGAUGAUGUUUGCGGGCCGCGCUGGUGUGGAGCUUUCGGCCGAGACAUUUGUCACUGCGGAAUCUGAGGUCCUCGACGCCUUGUUCAAUGAGGAGUUGGGUGCCGUCUUCCAGGUCAGGAAACGGGACGAGGCUAACUUCAAGAAAUGCUUUGCCACUUGCGGCCCGCCUCCUGGUCUGAUUAAGACCAUCGGCUACGUGCGGCCUACCUCGAAGCAGUCCUUGUCCAUCCUCUUCAAGGGUGAACCUAUCGUCGAUCUUGACCGGGUAACCAUGCAGAAGUGGUGGUCAAGUACAUCCUACGAGAUGCAGAAGCUCCGCGACAACCCGGCUUGCGCCGAGUCCGAGUUCGCCUCCCUGGCGGACUCGAAGGACCCCGGUCUUUCCUACAAGCUCAAGUUCGACCCCGCCGAUGUCGGCCUGCCCAUGUUUACUGCGCUGAAGGGCCUGGUCACGCGCCCGCGUGUUGCCAUUCUGAGAGAGCAGGGUGUCAACGGACAUGCCGAGAUGGCCUUUGCUUUCAGGGCUGCCGGCUUCGACGCCGUCGAUGUGCACAUGUCGGAUAUCCUGAGCGGCUACUCGCUCGAUGGCUUCCGAGGUCUGGCCGCCUGCGGUGGUUUCUCGUACGGUGAUGUCCUCGGUGCUGGCCAGGGCUGGGCCAAGUCCAUUCUCAUGCACGAGGGCUCGCGCAAGGCCUUCGAGGCCUUCUUCAAGCGACCCGACACGUUUGCCCUUGGCGUCUGCAACGGCUGCCAGAUGCUGACCAGGCUCAAGGAGCUGAUCCCUGGAGCGGAGGACUGGCCGACAUUUGUGCAGAAUGAGAGCCAGCAGUUUGAGGGCCGGUACUCGAUGGUCAAGAUCCAGGAGGAGCAGCCGUCCGUCUUCUUUGACGGCAUGAAUGGUUCGUCCUUCCCCAUCGUCGUCUCUCACGGCGAGGGCCGCGCCCAGUUCGAUUCCGAGGGCGAGCUGCACUCGCUCAACCAGGCCGGCCUCGUGCCGUUCCGGUACGUCGACAACUACGGCUCCGUCACGGAGAAGUACCCGUUCAACCCCAACGGCAGCCCGCAGGGCAUCGCGGCCGUCAAGAGCCGCGACGGCAGGGUCGUGGCUAUGAUGCCCCACCCGGAGAGGACGAUCAUGGCGGACGUAGGCAGCUGGACGCCCAAGGAGCGGCUGGCGGACUGGGGUCAGUACGGGCCUUGGUUCAAGCUGUUCCUCAACGCGCGCAAGUGGGUUGGUUAA
Messenger RNA from Thyridium curvatum, 4131 nucleotides. RefSeq lists its product as uncharacterized. Gene Ontology annotation, molecular function: phosphoribosylformylglycinamidine synthase activity. Gene Ontology annotation, biological process: 'de novo' IMP biosynthetic process. The coding region runs from base 1 to 4131 and encodes 1376 amino acids. The transcript has a single exon. The record is from RefSeq and is a predicted model, not a curated record. NCBI's taxonomy places the organism in Eukaryota, Fungi, Ascomycota, Sordariomycetes, Thyridiales, Thyridiaceae.